UGCGCGACGGAGACGCGCUGUCCUUCACAAUGCUCAUGCUUCUGCGUUAAAUGUACAUAGUUGGUGUUUUGAUAGGAAAACAGUAGAUUUAGGUUGGACUAUAUCCACGAAAUUUGAUCGAUCAUGGCAGCUCCAAACGCAGUGGAACGAAAGGUCUGCUGGGAUGCCAGGGACUUAUUAUGGAAAUGUAUGGAUGACAACAAUGACAAGGCUGCAGCUUGUCAGAAAUUCCAAAGCGAAUUUGAAUCCAAGUGCCCUGCUCAGUGGGUCAAGUAUUUCAGUAAAAGAAGAGACUUCUUGAAAUAUAAAGAGAAGAUGAAUACAGAGGGGUUCACACCUUCAGAUGGUCCCCGGCAGCCUUCGUAACCCUAAAAUUUGUGACUUUUUGCCACAAUCAAGCCUUGGUGACAUUUAUGCUGAUUGAUUGAUUUUUAAAUAUAUUUAUGUGAACAAAUCAAAGUUGCAUUGGGUGUUCCUUUGACUGUUUGUGAUCGUGCACACUUUAUACAAAACUACAUGUUUGUUGAAUGUAUUUUAUUCAUAUACACAUAUUUGGUCUUCCUAACAUCUGUAAAUACAUGGAACCAGCUCUUUGUUGUAUUUACAAAAAUAAUCCGGAAGGCCUCGACAGCGACUCCACUGAGUUGCGCUCAGCGUGACAACGUGAAUAAAUUACAAAUAAAAGAAUAAAUGCAUAC
Messenger RNA from Syngnathus acus (greater pipefish), 698 nucleotides. RefSeq names its product cytochrome c oxidase assembly factor 6 homolog. Gene Ontology annotation, cellular component: respiratory chain complex IV; mitochondrion. Gene Ontology annotation, biological process: respiratory chain complex IV assembly. NCBI's taxonomy places the organism in Eukaryota, Metazoa, Chordata, Actinopteri, Syngnathiformes, Syngnathidae. The transcript is spliced from 3 exons. The coding region runs from base 124 to 366 and encodes 80 amino acids. The record is from RefSeq and is a predicted model, not a curated record.